Messenger RNA from Helianthus annuus (common sunflower), 1494 nucleotides. Its product is annotated as protein FAR1-RELATED SEQUENCE 5-like. The transcript is spliced from 5 exons. Gene Ontology annotation, biological process: regulation of DNA-templated transcription. The record is from RefSeq and is a predicted model, not a curated record. Bases 1 to 1494 code for a protein of 497 amino acids. NCBI's taxonomy places the organism in Eukaryota, Viridiplantae, Streptophyta, Magnoliopsida, Asterales, Asteraceae.
AUGGAUAUUGAAGAAGCAUCCCAAGAUUCCCAGAUGCAGCCCAUGACUGUUGCUGUUUCUGGAUCAUCUCAUGGUCCUUCUAUGUUUGCUGAAUCAUCACGCGGCCAGUUAGACGGGCCUUCGAAUCCAUACUUUGUUUUUGAUACCCCUCAGGGAACCCGUUACUGGAUUCCUAACGUCGCUGAUAAGUUCAUACCAGUGUGUGGGAAAUCUUAUCCAACCUUUGCGGAUGUUCUUUCCAUGUAUGAACUUUAUGCGUUUGAAGCAGGUUUUUCUGUAAAAAAAGGGCAAACUAAAGUCUGGAAUGGAAUUCCCACACACAAGUAUCUCCGAUGCUCAAAAUAUGGAAAACCACAACCAAAGAGGACUUUUGACACCCUAGAUGAAUCUUCUGUUAAGCACCGGAGGACCACCUUCACAUGGUGUGACUGUAAGGCAAGCAUACUAGUCUCGAUCUCGAACGAUUCAUACACAGUUCUGAGUUUCAAUGAUAUUCAUAAUCAUGAACUUGUUGAGAGUUACAACCGUGAUCUUAGCAAGAUAUCACGGAAACUGUCAUUCUCCACGAAACAAUUCAUUCACAACAUGAGUCUAAACCGCAUCGGACCAAUGAGAGCUUAUAGAUGUCUUGUAGCUUUAAAAGGAGGGCAUCACAAUGUCAAUGGGACGCCGGUCGAUUUUAAAAACUUUAGCCACCAGUUGCGAAUUUUUAUUGGUGAACGCGACGCACAAGUUUUCCUUGAACGCCUGCGUGAGCGUUUUGACAACCUACCCAACUUCUUUUUUGAUUACACUGUAUCAAAUGGAAAGUUGUCCUCUGUAUUCUGGGCUGAUGAGAUUUCAAAGCUAAACUACAAAGCUUUUGGCGAUGUCCUAGCGUUUGACGCAACUUACAGCACAAACAAGUACAAGAUGGUUUUUGUGCCAUUCACGGGUGUGGAUCAUCAUUUCCAAUGUGUCACAUUUGGAGCGGGUUUGAUAUCAACCGAGUCCAUUGAAUCUUACGUGUGGUUGCUUAAGGCUUUCUUGAAGGCACACGGUACUCAACCAACUCUCGUGCUGAGUGAUCAAGACCCAUCCAUGCUACAAGCUGUUCCUAUGGUCUUUACCGAAUCACGACACCGUCUAUGCAUGUGGCAUAUAAUGAAAAAACUACCCUCAAAGAUCUCUGCCGACGUGCUCGAUAACACUGAUCUUGGGUCCUGCAUUCACCGGUUGGUUUGGAAUGUUUAUAUCAAACCUGAAACGUUUGAGUCCCGCUGGAAUGACCUCCUACAAACAUUUGGGCUUCAAGACCACAGCUGGUUGAACGACAUGUACAACAUCAAACAUCUCUGGGUACCAGCCUACUUCAGGGAACUGCCCAUGUGUUGCUUGAUGAAGACCACCUCCCGCUGCGAAAGCUCUAACGCUGCCUUCAAGGUUAACUCAACAAGCGCAUACACCCUUGUACAAUUUAUGAUGUGCUUUGAAAAUAGGGUAGACAGCCAAUGA